AAAGACGUUGAAAAUAUGUCAGCGGGCAACUCUCACAGAGACAAGAGUUCAGACGACGAUAAUGAUAUGUGGCUUGCAUUAAGACAUAACUAUGUCUAUGUGUCCGAAAAGCUGCGUAUCACCUCCCCGUUUCUGUCUCGUUUGUAUGAGAAAGACUUUCUAUCGCGAGGCGAUUUCGAUACCCUAAGGGAUGACAAUACGAAAGAGGAAGAUAGAGUGUAUCAGCUGCUUGUGAAGAUUCUUCCCUGUCAAUCAAGUGUGCAGUUUAUACCAUUUUGCAACGUUCUCACUGCAUCUGGACAACAACAUAUCGCUGAUCGCUUGUUAAGUCAUCCCUGUCUCUUCCGUCUUCUUCCAGCUGCAGAAAAAACCAGGAAGCACCAAGAAAAUAGUAAUUCAAAAGAAGUGGAAAUGACCUCGGCUGAAUGUGAGCAACUGAAAAGAACCUUGCAUUUGGAAAGAGAGAGCAAGAAACAACAGGAACGACGAGCUCUUCUUGCAGAAUCUCUAGCGCAGAUCGAGAAAGAGCGAGCGGACAGAUUUAUUAAAAUGUACACUCGAGCUAUGGCAGAGAAUCAAGAACUGCAGCUUACCACUUUGGGUAUGCGGUACGCAAAGUCUCGCAAGGAUCAGACUGGACAGAUCACUAAUGGAAGCCUUAGUUGGAAACUAUUGAAUAAUACAGUUCCUUCUCGACUGCACAUUGGCUCAUUAGCAGAAUGUAACGAAAAAUUAUUGAUUGCUGGGAAAUGUGGCGAUCUUCGUGUUCUGACUAAUGACAAGGAAACAUGGGAGACUUUUGUGAGAGAUCAAGGUGAUAUACGACGUGUGGUGGCGUAUCAAGGUAUGUGUCUAGUGUUGGUUUAUGAUGAAGUGAAACAUCACUUUGUAAUUGAGCAAUUUUGUAUGGAUGAGGAGAAUAAAUGGAGACCAGUUGCAGUGCUGCCAAAGGAACACCAAUUAUCUUGUGUAUCUAUUGCACUACAGGACAACUUACUGUAUGCUGUGGGUGGCCUAACAAGUCCUGACUGGAAAAGAGUGACCACGGCGCAUGUUUAUGAUCUACGGAAGGAUCAGUGGGAUGUACUCGAAGACAUGUCGACAAAACGAUCAGGUUGCUCGUGUGUCAUCUUGAAUGAUUCAGUCUACGUAGGUUCAGGUUGGACUGACGACGAAGAGCCAUGUCAUACAGUCGAGUGUCUUCGAAAGGGCAGCAGGUAUUGGAAAGAGUUGACUUCAUAUCCCAUUCGAAUGUCUACUAUGACUGCAUUUGGUAACACUAUCCUAUCGACUGGGGGACAGAACGCCGAUAAUUCACUUUUGAAUGAAGUGCAAUUGUUUGAUGGAAGAUGCAGAGAGUGGCAUUCUCUUCCUCCAAUGACACGAAACAGAAGUUGGCAUGGUCUGGUUUCAACUGAGCGUGGAGAGAUUAUAGCAGCAGGUGGAGAAAUUUUGAGAGCAGAAGAAGAGCAUUCUAUGGAAAGUUUGCGAUUGACAUGAAGAUAUGCUUCUAGAUCAUCUAGGUUUCCCUGUGAAACUAAGACUGCUGUUCUGUUUUGUUUCUGGCUUAGCUAACUUUCUGGCUGUAAUUAUUAAUUCAUUUAUUACAAUGAGUUGUGUUCAUAGUAUCUGCAAUAUGAAGUCAUGUUUGCCUUUUGUAAUAUACCUAGUCUAUGACUGCCGAGUAGGUAGAUCGAAAUUUGCUUGUCUAAUAAAGAUUACCCGA
Molecule: messenger RNA, 1726 nt
Organism: Corticium candelabrum
Lineage: Eukaryota; Metazoa; Porifera; Homoscleromorpha; Homosclerophorida; Plakinidae
Product: kelch domain-containing protein 8B-like
Exons: 3
Coding region: 16-1500 (494 amino acids)
Biological process (GO): regulation of apoptotic process
Molecular function (GO): protein binding
Source: RefSeq, a predicted model, not a curated record